This is a messenger RNA of Colletotrichum spaethianum, 1998 nucleotides long. RefSeq names its product chitin synthase 5. Gene Ontology annotation, cellular component: cell septum; cell periphery. Gene Ontology annotation, molecular function: chitin synthase activity. Lineage: Eukaryota; Fungi; Ascomycota; Sordariomycetes; Glomerellales; Glomerellaceae. The record is from RefSeq and is a predicted model, not a curated record. The transcript has a single exon. The coding region runs from base 1 to 1998 and encodes 665 amino acids.
AUGGCCCGCCCAGAUAUUUCGCGGCCCAAGUUGGCGCAUACCGAGGACAAGCGUUGGACCGUCAAAACGUUGUCUCAGCGGUUGAGCACGCAUCUGUCGCCUUCUCGUCCCCAGUCCCAUGUUUUCCGUCCCGGGACACCAAACUCGUGGCGAAGCCAAGGAGAAUGGGACGCCUACUCUGCUGCGAGCGACAGUCGGCCGAGCACUCCUCGAACCUCCACCUCAACCAGGCACUCCAACGGACGCGAACGACGUCAGACCAACGGCAGCAGUUUAUCCCAGGACGACGGCUAUGUUGAGAAGCCGUCAAAGUUUGUCACCGAUUACGGCUGGCCCAUUCUUUCCGACCCUCUCAAUCCCAACAAGAAGCUCACUCCGAGAGAGCUUACGACCCAGAGAAUCCUCUUCAUCCUUAUCGUUCUGAUCCUCAACAUCGGUCUCGCUGCGGUGGCCUGCUUUGGAAACACCGGCUUAGCGACCCUCGUCUUCAUCUUGUUCGUCAAGUGCAAGGAUUUCAUCUCCUCGCUGUUGUCCCUAGUCUGCCUUACUGGAACUUCCAUCUACCGGCAUUUCCGCCCGCCGGCGCCAGUUUCUCAACGGUGGAUUCUAUCACUGAUCCCAGCCUAUUCAGAGAGCGAGGAGCAGCUCAUCAAGACGGUCUACUCCCUACGCGACAACGGCUGUGAGCCACACAAGCAAGUCAUGUGCAUCUUCCUAGAUGGAAAGCCAAGGAACAUCAAGAGCGAGUUCUCGCGCAUCGUCGCCGACAUUGAGCGUCCCUACCACUCCCUCAAGUACAAAAAGGGCAACCUCAAGAUCACUGCCGGUUUCAUGCAAGAUGUGCCCGUCAUUGUCAUCGAGAAGGUGAAGAAUAGCGGCAAGAAGGAUUCCCUUGUCCUCACCCACGACCUUUUCAACGCGCCCCGCGAGAACAUGCCCACUUACACCCGCCUCCUCCGCGAGGAAAUUUGGCGCACAAUUCUUCCCCCUCUGACCAAAGGCACCGACUUCCGCAACUUUGACAUGGUCUUCUGCACUGACGCUGAUUCCGUCAUUCACCAAGGCUGCGUCGCCAAGCUCGCCAACGCCCUAGCCCGCGACAAGAACGCCAUCGCAACCUGCGGGCUUGUUCUUGUUGAGUUGGAGCCUGGAUAUGAGUGGUCUUUUUGGAACCUCUAUCAACAACUGCAGUACACUUUCGGUCAGUUCGUCCGUCGCCGUGCCGAGGGCUUCAUCGGCAAAGUCACUUGUCUGCCAGGCUGCGUUACAAUGGUUGCUGUUCGCAAGGAAAUGGCUGGUGCAAUCGCAAAGUACGCCAGUCCCGUAAAGGAGAACUGGGUCGUCCACCACCAGGUCCAGAACCUCGGCACCGACCGUCGUCUCACGUACUGCAUGCUCAGCCAGGACAAGAAGCUGCGCACAAUCUUUGUGCCGGACGCCGUUUCGGAGACUGUGGCUCCCCAGUCUUUCAAGCACUACGUCCACCAGCGUCGACGAUGGGGUUCCAAUGCCUACUUCAACAAUUACUUUUACUUUGCUGGCGAGAACAUGAUCUUGAUCACUCGAAUUGCUGCUGCCAUCGACAUUGCCCGUCAGACGCUGGUCUACUACCGCGUGCUCAACACGAUCCUCUUCAUCCGCGCACUCAUCAACGCCUUCAACCCCAUGGAUAUCCUUCCACUUCUCGUGGUCGGACAAUUCCCCGUCAUCUGGUUUUGUGUAUGCCUGGCCGUUGAGUCUUCUCUGCGCCAGCGUGCCCACAAGAUCAUUCUUGGUUUCUUUGUCAACAAGCUCGUUUCGCCGUUCAUGUCCAUCAUCAUCUUCUCGGCCGUUGCGAAGAACCUCGGCAAUGCUGUCUGGGGCAUGUCGGGUGUCACUGCGUCAUCGGCGGCUGCAUCGCCCAAGGACAAGCUAUCGGAUGCAGAGGAGGGAAAGGCUGGAGUACAACGGCCGGAAAGCCCCAUCUCGCGCCCUCCCUCACCGCCUGAAGUGCUCUGA